Molecule: messenger RNA, 796 nt
Organism: Salmo salar (Atlantic salmon)
Lineage: Eukaryota; Metazoa; Chordata; Actinopteri; Salmoniformes; Salmonidae
Source: RefSeq, a predicted model, not a curated record
AAAGGUCACCUCAAUCUUCAUCUUCUAUAAACUACCUUCCUAGAUCUGGCUUAUGAUGGUGAAGAGGCGUACAUUCCCUCUACUGAUAGCUUCUGCUCUGGCAGUCAUGGUCUACUUCAUCUUCACAUUGCCCAGGUCACAGCCAGGCAACCACCAGCACCUCUAUCCGCACCACAUCUCUGACCAGUCCAUCACGCUUGUCAACGACACCAAACACUUCAUGGUGGGGGCCUACAAGGAACAUCGUUUGGAGGGAAGCUCCGUACGCAUCAUCAGUAUCUUCAGACGAGACUCUGUCCAGCCUCUGUACUGUGUGUUCUACUGUGGGAGUCACUGGGCUAAUGGAAUGAAGGCUGAAGUCCAGAUGCACUCUGAUCACUUUGGUUUCCACUUCGUGACAACCGACGUCCUUUGUCCGAAUCUUCCCGACUGCAACCCGUCACACGUGACCCUCGCCACACAAGCUGACGCCAAGCUCGCUCAGAACCAAACCUUCCUCCGCAUCCAGAACCUUGUGAAAAGGGAGGAAGAGGAGUUUAAGUUCAACUUCACUGUCUGUGCUUCAGGUCACCCAGACUCUGGAGAUGUACAAGCCGACGUGUUCCUCAUAGAGAACCACAUCUUCCCUAAGUCCCAGUUUGAGCCCAGUGGAAGGUUUGAACGACCCCGCUGGCUGGAUGUUCCAGGGAUCAACAUCAUGGAGCACAUCUACAGAGAGGAGCCAGACUAUCGCAUCUACCACCCCUCCAAGAUGAUAGUACGGCCCAGGUUAGAAUCUACAACCCCUCCAAGAUGA